Messenger RNA from Procambarus clarkii (red swamp crayfish), 2030 nucleotides. The record is from RefSeq and is a predicted model, not a curated record. NCBI's taxonomy places the organism in Eukaryota, Metazoa, Arthropoda, Malacostraca, Decapoda, Cambaridae.
AGCAUAAACGACCGGUUUACAACAACAACAACACUCGAGUCGUCGCUGUCCACGAUCGUCGUCGCCCCUAAAUCAACACAACAUCUUGAAGGGACGAGACAUCCUCCAACCUCUCCCAGAUAUUCAACACGCUGUACUACUGGCAUGUGAAGGAAGACGUGCAAUUACAUCUCAGACGAAGGAAGGAAGGAAGGAAGGAAGGAAGGAAGGAAGGAAGGAAGGAAGGAAGGAAGGAAGGAAGGAAGGAAGGAAGGAAGGAAGGAAGGAAGGAAGGAAGGAAGGAAGGAAGGAAGGAAGGAAGGAAGGAAGGAAGGAAGGAAGGAAGGAAGGAAGGAAGACCUUCAGACCUUCAGACCUUCAGACCUAAUGGACACUCGAAGGUACUCAGGAUGCUGGGUGGAUGUUUGUAUCAUCGACUGGAUUCAAUCCUUCCUCCUUUGAUGCCAAAAAUCAACAAUCAGAUGGCUUGUAUAAGUGAGGACGAUACACUUCACACCACAAAGUUGGGCGACCAAGAUUUUUCAAGACUGGAGUUUCUAAGUGCCUGUGCUAUAAUGAAAGAUGAACACACAGCCUUUCGUAUUUUACCCAAGGUUCCACACACAUUUUAUUCCGCACUGUUUCAGGCUGUCAUGCAGAAGAGCUUCUAUUCCAGAGGGGAUUGUUUGGAGAAAGCAAGAGCUGCCAUGCCAGUCUUACGUGCCCUGACCAUCAACUGGCCAUAUGAGACCAUGAUCCUGAAAGAACUUGUUCCACCUUUACCAUUACCUACCUCAAAGCCUCAGAGGAUCACGCUUACAAGAUUGGAAGAGAAACGGGUCAAGUUUUUAGAGGCUCUACAGGCCGUACCUGAAAUAUUUAUCCAAUGCAAGUCGGUAAAAGCAGUCAGAUUUAGAGGACCUUUGUGCAAGUUGGAUGUAACUGGCUUCUCUCUUCCAACAACAGAUGUCCACCUUCUGAAGAGAUUUGUAACAAUGGCAUACAACCCAAACAGUCCUCCACAGUAUGAUAGAAGUGAAAUAAUGGUAGACGUGAGGCUAGAUAAAGAAACAGAGAGUCAGUUUGAAGCUCUUGGCAUUGUGUGCACACUGAGUCGUCACCAUGGUGCUGGCUUAGUCGUCACAUUCAGGAAAGUCCACAUAACGUCUGCACCCAUCAAUUGUAUUGCACAUGUGUUGCAACUGCUUGGAAAUAAUGGAACAGAAUGCCUUGAAUUAGAAAUGUGUGGGCUGAGCAGUGGUCAGUUGGCAUCACUUUCCUACAUGUCGAAGUCACUCACCAGCCUGAGUUUAGCAUACAACCCGACUGUCACCUCUCUUCACUUCCUGUCACAGUUGCCUCGUCUCCGUGAGCUCAAUCUUUCUGGAAUAAAUGUUAGAGAUAAAUGUGAACCAAUUGGUAGUUUACCUCAGGGUUUACAAUACCUCAAACUUGUGGGAUGCCGGCUGAGGUCACCAGACCUGCAAGUACUGAGCGCCAGCAAGCAUGUGCGAUCCCUGUGUCACCUUGAUCUGAGUGAGAAUUGUUUGGCUGCUCCUGAAGAAUUCUUCUUAUUUUGCAAGCUCUGUGAAAACCUUAAAAAGCUGUCAGUCUUGGAGGUGGAGAAGUGUAGUUUACACACAUCAGGACAACAACUGCUCGCACAACUGGUUGCCAUUCUUGCAGAGAUGCCCAAGUUAACAUUCCUAAGAAUGACAAAAAAUGAUUUUUCAUCAUGGAUUAUUAGAACUCACAUAACUUGCCUUGGAAAUAGCAGAUCCCUGAGAUGUUUGUGUUUAACUGUGCCAUCGGAAGUAUAUCUUAGUGAUGACUACACUGUGACAGACAAACUAAUUAAAAUGAUCCAGUCGGAGUUCCUUCAAAGUCUCAAAGAAGCGAAAGCCACACAUUUGGCUGUUGACUGGACUGAAGAAUCCUUAUAUAGCCAUUGGUACUACAGUGUUUGAACAUUUACAUAAAAGCUUCUAGUUCAUCAUUUAAAAUAGAGAUAUGGAAUGUCCUGCAAACUAUAAUAAAAAAAUACACACUGA